Molecule: messenger RNA, 2217 nt
Organism: Alligator sinensis (Chinese alligator)
Lineage: Eukaryota; Metazoa; Chordata; Crocodylia; Alligatoridae
Product: ankyrin repeat and sterile alpha motif domain-containing protein 1B
Exons: 12
Coding region: 52-1893 (613 amino acids)
Cellular component (GO): cytosol
Molecular function (GO): protein binding
Source: RefSeq, a predicted model, not a curated record
GCCACCGACCCUCGCCGCUGCGCGCUGGGGAGCGGGGCGCGCGGCCCCACCAUGGGCAAGGACCAGGAGCUGCUGGAAGCCGCUCGCACGGGGAACGUGGCUCUGGUGGAGAAACUCCUGUCUGGGAGGAAAGGCGGGAUCCUGGGCAGUGGAUCCGGAGCUAUUCCCUUAUCCAGCUUGCUGAGCAUCUGGCGAGGACCAAAUAUAAAUUGUACAGACAGCUCAGGUUACACUGCUUUACACCAUGCAGCUUUAAAUGGACACAAGGAUAUUGUUCUCAAAUUACUUCAGUUUGAAGCAUCAACUAAUGUGGCAGAUAACAAAGGUUAUUUUCCUCUGCAUUUGGCUGCUUGGAGAGGAGAUGUAGACAUUGUGAAGAUUCUCAUCCAUCAUGGGCCAUCACACUCCAGAGUAAAUGAACAGAACAAUGAAAAUGAAACACCGUUGCAUUGUGCAGCUCAGUAUGGACAUUCAGAAGUAGUUGCUGUUCUACUGGAAGAGCUAGCAGACCCAACAAUAAGAAACAACAAAUUAGAAACUCCUUUGGAUCUGGCAGCACUUUACGGGCGUCUACGGGUAGUAAAGAUGAUCAUCAAAGCCUAUCCAAAUUUGAUGAGCUGCAACACUAGAAAACAUACACCUUUGCAUCUGGCUGCACGUAAUGGCCACAAAGCUGUUGUACAGGUGCUUCUAGAGGCUGGAAUGGAUGUCAGCUGCCAAACAGAAAAGGGAAGUGCGCUACAUGAAGCUGCUUUAUUUGGAAAGGUGGAUGUAGUACAUAUUUUGCUAGAAACAGGAAUUGAUACCUACAUAAAGGACAGUUUAGGUAGAACAGUUUUAGAUAUUCUUAAAGAACAUCCAUCUCAGCAAUCACUCCAAAUUGCUGCUCUACUUCAAGCUGCCUGUGACCCACCUGAAAAUCCACUGCAGCUGUAUAGCAAAGUAGACCAGUGCAAUGAUCCACAAAGGAAAAGCAGCCUAAACAAGAAUACAGUGCAACAGACAUGGAUGCAACAGGAAAACAGCACUGAUGCCCCAGUUAAGAAAAAAAAACCACAAGUUGUAAGCAGAACCAUAUUUUAUACUAAAAUUAAACCAGUAGAAAAUCGUACAUUGGUUGGCACAACAACAAGGCUGGGCGAGCAAUGGGUAAUCACUACAGGGGGAUUUGUGGAGCGAGCUUGCACACUUGGAAGGAUACGAUCUUUGCCUAAGGCACUGCUUGAAGUGCAUUUAUCCAAAAAUGUUUCAAAGUCAGACUCUAAUCUUAUCUCCUGUCCACCUAAUGAGAAGAAAACACAAAGUAACUGGGGUGAAGCCACACUAAGACAACAGAAUUCUAAAGGAAAUUCUGAAAGAACACCGUCCUUCACUUCAGAAUGGGAAGAAAUUGAUAAAAUAAUAAGUUCCAUAGAUGCUGGAAUUAACACUGGGCUAGAAGAAAUGAAUGAUCAUAUUGCAAGACCCAGAUGCCCUGUUCAGACAGUGGGACAAUGGUUGGAAAAUAUUGGGCUACCUCAAUAUGAGAACCACUUGAUGGCUAAUGGAUUUGACAAUGUACAAUUUAUGGGAAGCAAUGUAAUGGAGGAUCAGGAUCUGUUGGAAAUAGGAAUACUUAACUCUGGACACAGACAAAGAAUUCUGCAGGCAAUCCAGCUCCUUCCAAAAAUGAAACAAACUGGUCAUGAUGGCUACAACCCCCCCUCUGUGGCUGAGUGGCUGGACUCCAUUGAACUGGGUGACUAUACCAAAUCCUUUCUGAUUAAUGGCUAUACAGCGAUGGACCUAGUGAAAAAAAUCUGGGAGAUUGAACUAAUGAAUGAAUCAGCCCAAGGUUUUGGCCAUCCUGCUUUCCUCAGGGGUUACACACCAAGAUGCUACACUUCUAUUUAAAACAAGAUCAGAGAGUCAAAACUAAACAUCAGGGGUAGGCACAGCUGAGCUGCCUCCCACGUGACCGGCCAGCUACAUCAUCAAAGAGGAUUCCCCCUCAUCAUCCUUUCCUCAUGUGUAAGCCACCUGAAGAAACAAAAUACAGCCAUAAUGUAACUGCUGCAAAUACUUGUCCUUCCAAUAAGCAACAAAGGAAUCCAUAUAUAGACUGGACAGAAAUAGAGCAAGAUUCUUGAAAAUCUAUAUAAGUGAAUAAAGUGAAUUAAAACAUUUGUGCUCCCCAGUUCACAAUGUUUCUACCAUGUUUUCAAUAAAUAUAACUAA